Molecule: messenger RNA, 900 nt
Organism: Diaporthe amygdali
Lineage: Eukaryota; Fungi; Ascomycota; Sordariomycetes; Diaporthales; Diaporthaceae
Exons: 2
Coding region: 1-900 (299 amino acids)
Molecular function (GO): S-adenosylmethionine-dependent methyltransferase activity
Source: RefSeq, a predicted model, not a curated record
AUGGCCUCGGAGCAGACAAACUAUACUCAAGGCUAUUCUGAAGCCACUGUCUCAAGCCAUGCCUCACGGACAAUUGAGUCAGACGCCAGCUUCUUGGUGCCUCACUUGCGAGCUACCGAUCACAUACUAGACGUGGGUUGUGGCCCGGGAACCAUCACCGUCGGAUUUGGAGUCAUUGCUACAGCAGGCUCAGUCAUCGGCGUCGACAUCUCAGAUGAGGUCCUUGAGAAAGCCCGAGAGACGGUCAGCAGAGCCAGAGAGAAAUCGAUGGAGACAUCCCGACCCCUGCCGCCCAUCACAUUCCAAAGAGCAGACCUCCUUACCGGACUUCCCUUUCCAGACGACACCUUUGAUGUAGUCUUCAACUCGCAGCUUUUCCCGCACCUCGCUACCCACGACAUGCGUGUGCGGGCCUUGAGUGAAAUGCGCCGCGUCCUGAAACCAGGAGGCAUCCUCGCCUCGCGCGACGCCGCCGAGCUGCACUUCUACCCCAGGACUUACGACCUCGAUCGGCUCUGGGCGGGCAACAUGGUCAAGGCAUUGCGAUACGGUGAGGCAGGCGCCUGUUUACCCGGCGGCGAUAUGCCUGCGCUGUUUCGUGAGGUCGGCUUCGACGCCGCCGCAGGCAAGGUCAAGAUCGGGGCCGGCACGACCGUUCACGCGGGCAAGAAGACGAGAGACUGGUUCGUGACUGCGGGCAUAGGCAAGUUGAAGCCGGGUGAUCCGUUCAGAGAUAGCUGGGAUCGUGUGGGAAUCACGGACAAAGAGAUCAAGGAGACAAGAGAGGCGCUGGAAAAAUGGGGCAAAGAUGACGAUGCGUGCAAUCAGAUCGAGAAUGUGGAGGUCGUUGGUUUCAAAGCCAAGCCCAAUUCAGGCUUUUCAAGCGCAAAUGGCAAUUGA